CCAAACAGCCAGUCGGUUGUUUUAGGGUCUGAUAGCAGUUUUUCUGAGCGUAUCCGCCUCUUAGCACCUCAGCGGAUCUUCUCAUGCAGUCUGGCAGAAAUGGUCCCGACUGCACUGUGAGCUGAUAGGCCUGGUUCGCCUUAAAGCUAGUAGCAAUCAUGAAUGAAAUUGAUUAUAUUCAUCAGAACAGCUCUGAAAGUCUGCUUUUCGAGGACAAAGAACAAAUGAAACAGCUCGGUGCCCUUCAGGAUGUUGGUAGAAACCGAACAGCUGAUGAUGAGCAGCUGUUAAUGAUUAAAGAAGAGCGACCCUUUGAUUGGAACUCCAGUGAAGACGAGCAAGACCCAGAGCACUUCCACAUGAAGGAGGAACACGAGGAAGUCUGGACCAAUCAGGAUGAAGAGCAGCUUUAUGGAGAGGAGGAUCUCACCAGUUUCCCCUUAAAUGUUAUUGUCAAGAGUGAAGAUGAAGAAGAAGAGGAAUAUCAGUCUUCACAUCUUUAUCAUAGGCAAACUGAACACAAUAGUGAGACAGAACCUCUGAGCGGUAGCUCAGUUCAGUUUAUAAAAACAGAACCCGAAGAUGAAAACUGUUCUGGACCAGAAUCAACAAGAAAGCCCGGUCUAAACAAUUACCUUCAGAUAAAAACAGCUGGAAAGGCUUCUGACUCUUCUGAGACGGAAGUCAGUGACAAUGAUGACCACUGGCAGGAACCGCUGCCGGAUUGUGGAGCAGAAAUUAGACGCAAAGGUUUGAAUGAGGGCAGAACAGCUGAUUCAGGAGACACAGCCAAGGCGCUGUAUAGCUGCUUCGAGUGUGACAAACAAUAUUUCUACAAGCAAUCCCUCCAUAGACACAUGAAGUGUCAUUCUUCCAGUUCGGAUAAAACAAAUCGCUGCGUUGGCCAGAAAAACUCUGAUUCAGACCCAGCAGUGGCGAAGAAAGAGAAAGUGUUCAUUUGUGACGUCUGUGGGCAUGGAUUUAACCAAAGGACAAAUCUUACCACGCACAAGAGAGUCCACACAGGCGAGAAACCGUUCAGGUGUGAAGACUGCGGCAAAAGAUUUAACCAACGAGGUAAUCUGCGCAAUCAUAAGCGAAUCCACACAGGAGAGAGGCCGUUCAUAUGCGACUUCUGUGGCGAGAGGUUCAGGAAUCAGGGGAUUCUGCAGGCGCACAUGAGGGUCCACACCGGAGAGAAGCCUUUUGUUUGUGCCGUCUGUGGCAGGAAAUUUUCCCGUAAAACGCAUUUUGAGACUCACAUGAGAGUCCACACAGGAGAAAGGCCGUUUAGCUGUGGUAUCUGCGGCAAAGAUUUUCGCCAUAAGCUGCAUUACCAGGAGCACAUCCGGGUCCACACCGGAGAGCUGCCGUUUCCUUGUGAGGUUUGUGGAAAGAAAUUUCGACUUCAGUGUAAUUUAAAGAGACACCUGAGAGUUCACACGGGUGAGAAACCCUUUGGCUGUGACGAAUGCGGUAAGACGUUCAGUUGCAAAUCACAUCUUAAGCGGCACACAAAGGUCCACACGGGUGUGCGGCCCUUCUCCUGCGAGAUUUGUGGCGAUACGUUUGCAGAACCGGGAGCUGUGAAGAGCCACAUCCUAGUCCACACGGGAGAGAAGCCGUUCGAGUGCGACGUCUGUGGGAAAACGUUUAGACAAAAAAGCACGCUUACGAGGCACAAAGUCGUUCACACAGGAGAGAAACCGUUCUGCUGUGCUUUGUGUGGUGCAAGAUUCACACAGCAGUGUAAUUUAAAGACUCACAUGAGGCUCCACACAAGAUGAAGCAAGUCAAAUUUUAAUUAAUCUGUUUAUAUGUAGAGCUUUAUCUUCUACUCAUAUCUGUAUGUUUACAGUGAUUAUACCCUGAGUGAUUACUAUAUGUUUUCUGAUUAACUUCAGCAGAAUAACUGACAUAAACUAUAAGGAGUGAAGUUUCCAUUCACCUGGAAACUCUCCUGCUUUACGUCUUCAGCCAAGUCCCCCAGCUCCUCAGAUCCACAGACUGAUCUUCUUAAUUUUGGUUUAACACAUGCUUUUUCCAGUUUGUAUUUUCCUGCUUCCUUUAGUCUUAGCAGAAGGACAGACUGAAGGGAAGGAAUCAAUGAUGUAUGAUGUGAGGAUCACUGCAGGAAGGAAAACCUUUGGAUAGGUGCAAUAUUUGCAUUAGAAUGAGUGAAACAUUGUGUCCCAGAGCUCUUAAUCCGAUUAUUCCAUGCAACACGUAAACAGUAAUAAUUUCAUUGGAGGAUUGUCUUAUUGUGGACUAAAAAAUCAAUAAGGUAAUAGUAUAAAAAUGAGGGGCUGCACAGUGGCGCAGUUGGAAGCACUUGCCUUGCAGCAAGAAGGUCCUGGGUUCGACCCCGGCCGGGGGUCUUUCUGCAUUGAGUUUGCAUGCUCUCCCCACACGUGUGGGUUCUCACUGG
This is a messenger RNA of Girardinichthys multiradiatus, 2428 nucleotides long. Its product is annotated as gastrula zinc finger protein XlCGF57.1-like. The transcript is spliced from 2 exons. The record is from RefSeq and is a predicted model, not a curated record. Bases 159 to 1787 code for a protein of 542 amino acids. NCBI's taxonomy places the organism in Eukaryota, Metazoa, Chordata, Actinopteri, Cyprinodontiformes, Goodeidae.